UCAUCAUCAAACAUAGAAAAAAAAACAUAGAACCUUAUAAAAGGGCUCGAGUGUUAUGGAGAUCAAGGUUGAUGAAGAAGCUGGGAUCGAUGAUGCUCAUCGCAUAAUAGAAGCAGAGAAAUUUCGUCGCAGGAUAGAAGCAGAGAAACUUCGUCGCAAGAUCCAAGAAGAGAAAGUUCCACUUCUGGAGGAUGAUAAAAUUCUAAUCCAAACUCGGGAGUUUCCUGCAAUAGAAAGAAACACAUGGAUACAAAAGGCAAUAGGUCAAACAUUUCAAACCACAUCUCAUCUAGCUAACCUUUUACCAACAGGGACAGUUCUUGCAUACCAAAUCUUGUCACCAAUUUUCACAAACGCUGGAAGCUGCAGUUUGGCUAGCAGAUUCAUGACCGCAACGCUAGUUUUCAUCUGUGGAUUCUCUUGUUUCAUACUUAGCUUCACAGAUUCUUACAAGGACUUGAAUGGAAACUCUUGCUAUGGAUUUGCUACGUUCAAUGGCUUCUGGAUCAUCGAUGGCUCAGCUACUCUUCCUCCAGAACGUGCCACAACUUAUAAGUUACGGUUUAUAGACUUUGCACACGCUAUAAUGUCGUUUCUGGUGUUUGGAGCUGUGGUUAUGUUUGACCAGAAUGCGGUUAAGUGUUUCAUCCCUGUACCAUCAGCUGAAGAAGCUGAGAUUCUUACAGCUUUGCCCGUAGGAAUAGGUGUGUUUUGUAGUAUGUUGUUUGCUACAUUUCCUACUACACGUCAUGGUAUUGGUUUCUCCCUCUCUGAUAAAUGAUGUUCUGAUUCAAUCAUUUAAAAUGUCAAACUCUUUUGGAACUU
Brassica oleracea var. oleracea is the source of this 825-nucleotide messenger RNA. RefSeq lists its product as uncharacterized. The transcript has a single exon. Gene Ontology annotation, biological process: endomembrane system organization. NCBI's taxonomy places the organism in Eukaryota, Viridiplantae, Streptophyta, Magnoliopsida, Brassicales, Brassicaceae. The coding region runs from base 56 to 781 and encodes 241 amino acids. The record is from RefSeq and is a predicted model, not a curated record.